GGUUCCAGCCCCGCGAUGCGCCGGGGGUGGCCCAUUGCUGUUAAUGUUUAACGCCGGUGCCGGGCCGCGGCGGCCGCGGGACGUCGCGGUGACCCCCGGGGCCGGAUCCCACCAUGGAACGGGCAGCGGGGCUCAGCCCGGAUACAGGGAAGCGAAGCAGCCACCGGAUGCACACAGGGGACCCCCAGCACCCCAAAUCCCCUGGGAGCCAAUGGCCAAGGAACCGGUGGCAGCGGCAAACACCGGCACCAGCACCCUUGGGGGCCGGCACCAUGGCCCCCUCCUCACCAGCAUCACCUGCCUGGCUGAGGCCCCGCUCAUCAUCCUCACCCUCCCAGCACCACUCUGCCUGCUCCUCAGCCUUGUGCCGCUCCAGAUGGGGAAGCACCGGGAUGUCCUUGGGAGUCCUGCCACCACCGGGCGUGGGGACAGCACCGGGUGAUCCCCCCCUGCACCCCCCACCACGGCGGCCGUGCAGCCUCACCCCCCUCCCUGAUGUUCUGAAGCCUCCGGCAGCCCACCCCCGGCGCGUCACCUUCGAGGAUGAGGUGGUGGCAUCAGAGAGACCCACAGAGAGCAUCUCCUCUGCCAAGGGCCGGGAGAAGCCGGGGCCCAGCUCUGUCCCACCCAGAUGGGCACCUCGGCCACACGACGCUCUCCCAGACUACGUGGUAAGGUAUCCGGCGAUCCGAAGCUCCCAGCAGCGGGAAGGCUACAAGGGCGUCUUCCAGGAUCAGCUGUGGGAAUACACAGAUCUGCUCUGGGAGAUCCGCAGCACGCUCCCCAGGGAGCUGGAAGCCAGCAGCACUGGCAAGGCACCAGCAGCACAGGGGGCCCAUUGGGGCCCUGCUCCAUCAGGCCAAGCCCCCAGGGCUCCCGGAUGUGUCUUUGCCCCGCAGGAUGGGAGCAGGAUGGCCCAUGUCUUGCAUGAGUACAUGAGGAAGAAGGAUUGGGCCUUCCUGGCCAAGCAGCAGCGCUGUGAGUACCUGAAGCAGAAGCUGAUGCACAUCAAGGCACGGAUCCAGGAGUAUGACCGUGACUGCGCUGGAACCUUCUGAGCUUCCGCACUGACACCGUGGUACUGGCACCGGGAUCCCAGGAGGGACCGCAGGGGCUGGGUGCUGGGGAACGGGGUGAUGAUGCUGCAAUUGCACCCACCUGGGCACUGAGAGUGAACCCAGGGCUCCCCAUGCUGCUGGUUUUGGGGUCCUUUGGGUGCUCUGUGCUCUCAGGGAGCCCCAGGAACCGGGUAGGUGCUGCCUGUUCCUGUGUGGGAUCCAAGCCCUGGCUGCACCCUGUGUGAUUUGGGG
Molecule: messenger RNA, 1310 nt
Organism: Pezoporus occidentalis (night parrot)
Lineage: Eukaryota; Metazoa; Chordata; Aves; Psittaciformes; Psittacidae
Gene: OCEL1
Product: occludin/ELL domain containing 1
Exons: 6
Coding region: 114-1058 (314 amino acids)
Biological process (GO): bicellular tight junction assembly
Cellular component (GO): apical plasma membrane; cytoplasmic vesicle; bicellular tight junction
Source: RefSeq, a predicted model, not a curated record